Ictidomys tridecemlineatus (thirteen-lined ground squirrel) is the source of this 475-nucleotide messenger RNA. Lineage: Eukaryota; Metazoa; Chordata; Mammalia; Rodentia; Sciuridae. The record is from RefSeq and is a predicted model, not a curated record.
UGCUCUUGAGCCCUGCCACAUGUGCACCUAAGACUUCCAACAGCAACAUGAAGUUGGGAGGCUGCCUUCUCCUUGUGGCACUCAUCUUCCUCAGCCUUGAGUUACAGGAGCUUCAGGCUGCAGUGAGACCAUUGCAACUUUUGGAACUGCAACACUCUGGAAAAUGCCCUAGCGUGCCUGAAGGAGAAGUUGGGACUUGUGCUGAACUGUGCUCAGGAGAUGAUUCAUGUCCCAGGGGAAUGAAGUGCUGCAGCAAUGGUUGUGGUCAUACCUGCCAGAAAGCUGUUUUCACAGAAUACUAAUCUCAAAAGGUGAAUGGAGAUUGACAAGUGAACCUGGUGACCAGCCCAGAAGAUUUCUUGUGAAUCCAUGAAUCCCGUGUUCAGCUAUUCCCUAUCCCUGGAAGAUCUACAAUAGUGGGGUGACUGCUUUCUAAAACUCUUGUGUCCCAAAUAAAUUUAACCUGUGCAUGAGU